Molecule: messenger RNA, 1011 nt
Organism: Penicillium riverlandense
Lineage: Eukaryota; Fungi; Ascomycota; Eurotiomycetes; Eurotiales; Aspergillaceae
Product: PhzF family phenazine biosynthesis protein
Exons: 3
Coding region: 1-1011 (336 amino acids)
Biological process (GO): biosynthetic process
Cellular component (GO): cytoplasm
Molecular function (GO): isomerase activity
Source: RefSeq, a predicted model, not a curated record
AUGGCCCAUCCAAAGCUGCAUCUCGAGUAUUCCGUACUUGACGUCUUCACCAACUGUUCUUGGUCGAAAGGAAACCCUCUAGCAAUAGUCCGCCUUACCAAGGAGGCUGCAGCGCAAAUCACUCAAGAACAGAAGCAGCUUAUAGCCAGGGAAUUCAAUUUCCAUGAGACGACAUUCCUGCAUGACUAUGUUGAAGGCGGCGCGGGCAGGCAGGAACUCAGAAAGAGAGUCGACAUCUUCACCAAGCUCAUGGAAGUUCCAUUCGCAGGGCAUCCCACGAUUGGCACCGCAGCUUACUGUUUCAAUCAUGUAUUUCUUGAUAUGUCGGAAGACGGAACUUUGAUAACAAAAGCUGGUGAAAUAUCGGUACGACGAGACCCCGAUGGUCUGGUCGGUGCAGACAUCCCAUGCCACAACUACCGUGUGCAUAGUAAAAGGUCGGGGAGGGUGGAAAAGCAGGCAAUUAUUCAGCAACACCCAGAGCUACAAUGCCACUCGACAACACUUCUCCCUAACUUUCCGGUCAUAAGUAUCGCUAAAGGGCUAUUGCUUACUUGGGCGUACACUUUUAGUUUCAUCCCCAUCAAAAUAGACUCGCUCGAGACUCUAGCUGAAAUCAAUCCCGCGAAGCCUCCAGAUGUUACCCAGGUUUUAGAUGAGGACUUUACAGGGCCGAUCGGUGGUGGCGUUAUGUUCUAUUGCGAGCUGUCAUCAACUGGCGAUCUCAAUCGGUUCCAAGUGCGGAGAAUGACUUCCGGGGGGGAAGAAGACCCGGCUACAGGAAGUGCUGCUUGUGCUUUUAGCGUCUGGCAAAGUCAAGCGAAAUGCAGAGAGAAUCCUGAGGCUGCCUUGUGGAAGAAGACAAUGAGGUAUGAGAUUCAGCAAGGAGUCGAAAUGGGAAGAAAAAGUGACAUCAUUGUUGAUGUUACGUUGAACAAUGAUCUUCAUCCUCAAAAGGUUGUUCUGUUAGGAUAUGCCGCUGAGACCAUGAGUGGUGAAUUGGUUAUUUGA